CGCAGGGCGAUGGCGGAGAGGGCGGGAACUGCCUCCUCUCGCCCUAGCGACCCGGGGUACAAAGCCGGCGCUGCCGCCGCGCGGGGCUCUGCGUCCGGCCGUCGCCGGUGCUGGGGCAUCAGCAGAGCCGGAUCCUCGGCAGGCAGCGGCCUUUGAGCUCUGUAAGUUUCGCUUCGGGAGGAAACGAAAGUAGAAGGCGGAGCAGCGGCGCGGCCAUGGGGGAGCACUGGCAGUACGCGGGCAGCGGGGAGUAUAUUCCCCAGGACCAGUUUGAGGAGAAUUUUGACCCAAGUGUCCUUCUAUCAGAGACACACCUGCUCUCUGAGCUAACGUGGGGUGGCAGACCUUAUAAGCACUGGUAUGAAAAUACUGAACACUGUCAUGCAGAAAUCCACUUCCUGGAGAACUUCAGUUCCAAGAAUGGAUCCUGCAUCAUCACCUGGUACCUGUCCUGGAGUCCCUGUGCAGAGUGCUCUGCCAGAAUUGCAGACUUCAUGAAGGAAAACACUAACGUGAAAUUAAACAUUCAUGUAGCACGGCUCUACCUUCAUGACGACAAACACACCCGUCAGGGUUUACGGUAUCUGAUGAAGAUGAAGAGAGUUACCAUACAAAUCAUGACCAUCCCAGGUGUUCAUGAGGAUGAGGAUGAGUCUGACGAUGAUGACUAUUUACCCACGCACUUUGCUCCAUGGAUAAUGCUGUAUUCUCUUGAACUCAGCUGCAUCCUUCAGGACUUUGCACCUUGCUUAAAGAUCAUCCAAGGCAAUCAUAUGAGUCCUACCUUCCAACUUCAUGUCCAAGAUCAAGAACAAAAAAGAUUACUUGAGCCAGCCAACCCCUGGGGAGCUGACUAGUUGGCAAGGGCCAUGAGUACCUGAACCAGGCCAUCAGCUGAUUGACAGAAACCAGUUUCCAGAAAAUGAAGCUCCAUCACAUGGGGGGAUGAGGGGGAAGGGGAGGGAAAUAUGCUGUCAGUUUGGGGACAACAGUGUCCCAGGCCCACUGCUCCACACAUACCACAUUUCCUCUGUUUGUGGAUCUCUGUGGUCUGGGUUACCUGGGAGAACAGUCCUUAAACAUGACUGUAAUGUCCUAACAUAAGAGUGUAGACCUUUGGGUGAGUGAAUUCGUCCUAAGAAGUAAUGAGUACAGUUCUUUGAAAAAUUCCUCCAUUUGCUAAGACCAGUCAUGUAAGCUGGUAUUCAUCAUUAUGGUGUAAGCCCUUUAUUGCAGAAGUCAUUGGCUGAACUGUCCUACAAAAUUAUGAAAGUUAUGAACAGUGUAUCUCACAAGUACCUUUGUCCAUAAGAAGGACUGUGGUUCAACAGGCUGGUUUGGGUAAAAAAAAACCCAGACGUAGCACUACUAAACCAUGCUUUCUGAAAAACAAAGCUAGCAUUUUUUUUAGGCGCUACCUUUGCAUUCAUAUCAACACCCCUAUAAAGUAACAGAUGCACUUAGAAACAACAUACCUCCAAUUACUGUUUAAAUGUAAAAUUAAUAAGGGGAUUUCCAUUAAUCAUGGUUAAGUGCCACACUUGGACUUUGGAAGAAGUCUACUUGCAUGGUCCAAAAGUUGCCAGUGAUUUUCAGCCUGUGGUCCGCAGACCCCUGGGGGUCUGAAGAUGACUGUGAUCAAUCAAAAGUGUAUGAAUACCCACACUUACACUUCAAAGGGAUCCAUACUUCCAUUCAAAAUUUCCAAAGGGGUCCACAAAUAUAAAAAGUUUGAAAACCAUUAUGCCUUUCUGUAAUAGUAAGAGCUUUGCUAAUAGCAAGAGUUCUGCAUGCUGAUUCUAUAGUAGACCGGUGAAGCGGCACGUAGACUCCUGCUCUGUGAGCGUGACUGAACUAUGAACUUAGAUAGCUGAAUGUUGUAAUACCCUGGAAUGUAGUAAACACCAGGUGUGUUAGAUCACGACUUAUUCCUAAAUUCCUAGCUUAAAAUAACUAAAUCCCUAGCUCGAGAUAACAUUAUUUACUCUAGACUAUGUAAGCUGUACAUUCUUAAAUUACAAUGGGGUUCCUCAGCUCUGGCAAGAGUUCUGACUUGCGCGGAGCCCCGGCGCAGGCUAUCGCAUCUUCGGGAUCGAGACACUCCGGGGCCAGGGAAACCAUGCAGGGUGGCGGCUGCCGCCUAAGGCCGAUGUGAGGUGACCGUCCUCUCUUCUCUGUUCUAUUGCCUGCCUCUGCAAGUAUCCUUAAAUAAAGCUUUGCAAGGGUGAAAACAACCGUGAGUACGUCCUUUGUUCAAGCACGGAGAAUCUUCUGAACCCAGUAGUUCAUUCUAAGACAAUUAGUGUUAGCAGUGGGAUUCCCCUGAUGUUUGGCAUGGACCUAUUUAAGAGGCUGUGGAAGGGGGAGGGAGAGGGAUUGGAAAGAAGGAUGCUGGGUUGGCCCGAUAUCGGGUUGUGGUAUGGGGUAGCAAAGGCACUCUGUAAAUUGAGUCCAUCUGUUUAUUAGAGUAAGGAGGAGUGCCCUGUAACUCCCACCGAGGUGCAACAGCGGGUUGAGAAGGAGCUUAAGUCUGAGGGGGAGAGUGGUGCUAGACGCACCAUCCCUUGGCUGCUCCUUAUGGUGCUUGAAUGUCUGAGCACACAAAAUGCCCGUCUGCAGAAACAGCUCGAUCCGGCUGUCCGUUGGCAGACGCGUCUGAAUUUGAAUGAAGCAAUAUUGCAUGAGUUAUGUUCUAAACAACUUGAUUCUGCCUCCCCUAACUGUUCCUCCUCCCUGCCGGCACUAGUCUCCCAGCUGUCUAAGCUGGAGGCAGCUCUGGUGAUGACAGAGCUACCUUUACGAAAUGCUAGGAGGAUCACAAGUCAGUAGAUAGAUCUGGAAGAGUGGGAUGGGAAUAUAUAGUGAUGAGGUCGAACAUGCUGAGAGUUUGGAUGGUGAGGAGUGCCAACGUGCAUUUGCACGACUAGUAUAUUAUAAUCAUACCACCCAGGGACCUGCAGGAGUCAGUAGAUCCCAGGAGAUCAGAGAGUACACAACAGCAGAAUUGGGUACCUUGGCAGGGAAAUUUUGAGAAGAGCCGAAAGAGGGACUGAAAACAGAUAUUAAAAGUACUCGAUGAAGGUAGUGCACGUGUAAGUGUCACCAUAGCUGAAUUGAAGGCGUUAGAAAAUCUAACGAGACACUUUAUACAAUGCUACAAUGCAUACUGCACAUACCCAUGCUCUGUUAUUAGAUUGGUGUAUAGAAUGCUGGAUAGACAGGUGGCCAGAGAGGGGAGAUCACGAUAACCCAGAGCCAUGGUCUUGGCAGACCAUGGAAGAGGGACUAGAGAUUUUGCGGGAAGAAGCAAUGCAAAAUUAGAUGUAUUGGGGGCGGGUAGGGAAUAGUCCAGAGAAUAUGCCUUUUACAUCUCAGAUUAAGAAUUUGUUAAUCAAUACUGCUCCUUCCCAUCUGCGUACCCAUGUGUCCCUCCUAUUAGCGGAACGACAGAAGAAAACGGUCGGGGACAUAGCUGCCAAAUUGUUAGAGAAUACUCCUCGGGUGGAGGCUGGAAGUUCACAAACGUGGGCGGUUCAGAAGCAAACAGACAAGGAGCAGGGAGGGCAUAAAAAGCUGUUAACUCAAGGAGAUUUAUGGGUCUGGCUCAUAAGGCACAGGGUGUCCAAAGCAAAAAUUAAUAGGCAACCCAUGAAAGUUUUAGUGCAGAAGUAUCAGCUUUUAAGUAGACAGAGAGCCCCUGUGGAGGGAGUCCAACCCUUAGCCCCCCCGUUAUACCCUGACUUGAAGCAGUUUCAUACUCCCCAGCCACAAUGACAUGAUGGCCAAAGUCCCUCCUGCCGGAGUGUGGGCCUGCCCUGGCCGGAGGACCAGAGGCCAUAUGCCCGAGUGACGGUGGAAUAGCCAACUAGAGGAGUUCAAACUUUUAUAAGACUAUUAGAUACUAGCUCUGAAAUUACCAUUAUACCGGAAGACCCGACUAACUUGAAGGGGGAAAAGAUGCUUUUAAGAAGAUAUGAGAAUGCAUCCGUGACCGGGUGUCUAGUGACUGUGUAUAUUACUGUGGGAUCCACCAAACACAGAUUAAUGUGGGUAGUAGUAUUGCCUAUCCCUGAAUGUAUGGUAGGGAUUGAUGUUCUGGGGGAAUGGAAAAAUAUCCAGGUAGGCACCCCAAACAAUAUCAGACGCUUAUUAGUGAGUCGUGCUAAGUGGGAACCCCUGGAACUACCGAUUCCCCACCAGAUUGUUAACCUUGAGCAAUAUCGAAUCCUGGGUGGGAAGGAAGACAUUACCAAGAUGAUCAAAGACGUGCAGGAGGCGGGUGUGCUAGUGCCCAUUAACUCGCCGUUCAAUUCUCCCGUCUGGCCAGUUCGCAAACCUGAUGGGUCGUAGAGAUUGACGGUAGAUUAUCAAGAAUUUAACAAAGUAGUAGACCCAAUUUCAGCUGCGGUACCAGAUAUGGUUUCUAUGCUAGAAGAUAUUAGUGCUGCCUCCGGUGAAUAGUAUGCUGUGAUUGACUUGGCUAAUGCCUUUUUCUCUAUCCCUCUGCAUGCAGAUCACAAGCCGUUUGCCUUUACUUGAGAGGGACAGCAAUACACUUUCACCGUGCUUCCAUAAGGGUAUUUAAACUCCCCUGCUUACUGUCACAACAUGGUCAGACGUGACUUAAGUGAGAUUUCUUUGCCUGAAAGAGUGUUAGCCAAGCAUUAUAUUGAUGAUUUAAUGCUAAUAGGCAACACCCUGAAUCCUGUGGCAGAAGCUCUAGAAUGUGUAAUGAAACAUAUGCGGGAGAAGAGGUGGGAAGUAAAUCCACAGAAAAUUCAAAGUCCAGCCCAAAAUGUAAAAUUUCUGGGAGUUCAGUGGUCAAGACCUACUAGAGAUAUUCCACAGAAAAUAAAGGAUAAACUACUCUCCCUCCCCGACCCUACUACUAAAAAAGAAGCACAAAGACUGAUUGGCCUUUUUGAAUUCUGGCGCACCCACAUACCUCACCUUAAAAUAUUGAUGCAGCCCUUGUAUAAAGUAAUAUGUAAAGCUGCUGCCUUUGAAUGGGGAAAAAACCAACACCAGGCCUUCAAUGAUGUAAAAGCAGCCGUACCAACUACCCUGCUCCUGGGCCCUUAUUCAUCGUCUAAUCCUAUUACAUUAGAAGUGUCAGUAUGUCAGGAUCAUGCAUCACGGAGCUUGUGGCAGACUCCCAUAGGGACACAUCAGAAGCACCUAUUAGGCUUUUAAACUCAGAAAUUACCUGAUGCAGCCGCUAACUAUACCCUUUUUGAACAGCAGUUGCUAGCAUGCUAUUGAGCAUUGGUUGAUAUGGAACGAAUAACUGAGGGACAUGAGAUUCUUAUUAGACCAGAAAUUCCCAUAAUGCAGUGGGUCAUGCAGGACUCCAUCUCCAACAAAACAGGGAGAGUCCAAGAAUCCUCCAUUAUCAAAUGGAAACAGUACAUACAAGAGCGUGUAAAGUCCAGCCCCCAUGGCGUAAGCAAACUUCAUGAAGAAAUAAGUACCCUGCAGGCACCAGUGGAAGGUAGACCAGAUUUGUUACCCAUUGCAAUUGCCCCCGCACUUGCCUCAUGGGCCCCUCGCUAUAACGAUCUGCUACCUGACCAAAGGAAGGCUGCCUAGUUUACAGAUGGCUCAGCGCAAUAUGAGAGUCCUACUCGCGUGUGGACUGCGGCUGCCAUUAACCCUGUAACUGGUCACCAACUCAAAAAUACCGGGAUGAGGGCCUCCUCCCAAUAGGCUGAGUUGAGAGCUCUUAUGCUAGUAGUAAAUUAUGAGACCAAAUGGCAAAGCCCGGCAGUUUAAAUCUAUACUGAUUCCUGGGCAGUGGCAAAUAGUCUGGCAGUAUAGUCCAGCGCCUGGAAGGUCUCGAACUGAAAAAUCAGAAGAAAAGACUUAUGAGGCCAGGACCUGUAGAAACAACUAGCCAUACAAUCUAAGGUAAUAAAAAUUCAUGUUAGUCAUGUGGACGCCCACCAACCCAUCAACACUGUGAAUCCUGAACAUAAAUAGAACAACCAUGCUGAUGCUUGGACCCGGCCAGUGUUGGCUUGUCAGACCAACGCUUUUGCCGACUAGAUACACCAGCAAUCAGAACAUGCAGGAAGGGACUCAGCCUAUGCCUAAGUGGUUGCAUGUGACUUGCCCAUAGCCCGGAGUGAAACUGCAACAGCGGCAGCGCAGUGUCCGCGAUGUCAGUUGGCUCGAAAGCCCUUGAACAAGAGGCCAUGCCAUAUCCCCAGAGAGCACAGACCAGCUGAGAAAUGGCAAGUUGACUAUAUUGAGCCACUGCCAGCUAUAAAUCGUUAACGCUAUGCCUUGACAGCCAUCAACACUUUCUCCAAAUAUGAGAUCGCUGUACUGGUCCAGAAGGCAGAUGUCUCAUCCACCAUCUGUGUAUUAGAGGCACACCUUGUCCAUAUUAACGGCAUACCCCAUGAAAUUUCCUCCGAUCAAGGUACACACUUCACUGCAUUGCUUACCCAACAAUGGGCAGCUAGACUUGGCAUUGCUUAAAGAUUUCAUGUGCCGUACCACCCACAGGCAGUAAGCCUCAUUGAGAAAUGAAAUAGUCAACGGAAGCAAUUACUGACCAAGCACGGAGAAUCUUCUGAACCCAGUAGUUCAUUCUAAGACACUUUCCUUCCCCAGUGUUGUCAGUCUGCCUUAGCCCUUCUUUGCAUUUAGGCUACUGCCACUGACAGCCUGAAGGUACGCUCUACAUUUAUGCCACUCAGCUUGUGCUUUGCUUUCCAAUAAAGCCUGGUUCUCUUGUA
This is a messenger RNA of Alligator mississippiensis (American alligator), 6743 nucleotides long. RefSeq lists its product as uncharacterized. Lineage: Eukaryota; Metazoa; Chordata; Crocodylia; Alligatoridae. Gene Ontology annotation, molecular function: nucleic acid binding; RNA-DNA hybrid ribonuclease activity. The record is from RefSeq and is a predicted model, not a curated record.